Rangifer tarandus platyrhynchus (Svalbard reindeer) is the source of this 1497-nucleotide messenger RNA. The record is from the annotation of a GenBank genome assembly. NCBI's taxonomy places the organism in Eukaryota, Metazoa, Chordata, Mammalia, Artiodactyla, Cervidae.
AUGUCGCUAGUAUUGCUGAGCCUGGCCGCACUGUGCUGCGGGGCCGUGCCUCCGGAGCCGACAAUUCAGUGUGGCUCUGAACCCGGACCGUCUCCAGAGUGGAUGGUCCGACACACCCUGACCCCAGGGGACCUGAGGGACCUCCGAGUGGAGCCUAUUAAAAGCAGUGUUGACCUGGAGGACUCUUCAAUUUUGAUGAACAUAAGCUGGAUACUCCGGGCAGAUGCCAGCAUCCGCUUGUUGAAGGCCACCAAGAUCUGUGUGAUGGGCAAAAGCCACUUCGAGUCCUACAGCUGCGUCAGGUGCAAUUAUACCCAGGCCUUCCAGACUCAGACCAGACCCUCCGGUGGCAAAUGGAUGUUUUCCUACAUUGGUUUUCCUGUCGAACUGAACACAGUCUAUUUCAUUGGGGCCCAUAACAUCCCCAAUGCAAAUAUGAAUGAGGACGGCCCCUCCAUGGCUGUGAACUUCACCUCCCCAGGGUGCCUGAACCCCAUAAUGAAAUAUAAAAAAAAGUGCAUCGAGGCAGGAAGUCUGUGGAAGCCAAACAUCACCGCUUGCAAGAAGAGCGCGAACACAGUGGAAGUGAAUUUUACCACCAGUCCCCUUGGAGACAGAUAUAUGGCGCUCAUCCAAAAUACCACCGUGAUUGGGACUUCCUAUGUGUCAGAGAAGGAACUAACUCGAACUUCCAUGGUGGUUCACGUGACUGGGGAAAGUGAAGGUGCUGUAGUCCAGCUGACUCCGUAUUUCCGUACCUGUGGCAACGACUGCAUUCGACAAAGAGGAACCGUGGUGCGCUGCCCACAAACGGGAGUCUCUUCUCCUCAGGAUCAUGACAGAAGUGUGCUGGGUGGCUGGCUGCCUCUCCUCCUGUCCGCUCUGCUUGUGGCCACAUGGGUGCUGGUGGCUGGCAUCUAUCUGAUCUGGAGGCACGAACGGAUCAAGAAGACUUCCUUCUCAACUGCCACGCUACUGCCCUCUAUUAAGGUUCUUGUGGUUUACCCUUCUGAAAUAUGCUUCCAUCACACAGUUUGUUACUUCACUGAAUUUCUUCAAAACCGCUGCAGAAGUGAAGUUAUCCUUGAAAAGUGGCAGAAAAAGAAAAUAGCUGAGAUGGGUCCCGUGCAGUGGCUUACCACUCAGAAGCAAGCAGCGGAUAAGGUCAUUUUCCUUCUUUCCAAUGAUAACUCCAUGUGUGAUGGUACCUGUGACAAGAACGAGGGCGGCCCCUGUGAGAACUCCCAAGACCUGUUCCACCUCGCCUUUAACCUCUUCUGCAGUGAUCUGAGAAGCCAGGCUCAUCUGCGCAAAUAUGUGGUGGUCUCCUUCAGAGAGGGCGACAUCAAAGACGACUACAGCGCGCUCAGGGCCUGCCCCGCGUACUGCCUCACGCAGGACGCUGCAGACCUCUGCGCGGAGCUCCUCCACGCCAAGCGGCGUGUGCCGGUGGGGAGAAGGCCGCGCGCCUGUCACUACAGCUGCCUCUCCCUGUAG